AUGGUUAGCGACUUUUCUUACGUAGUUCUUACAGUUUUUGCUUCCUUCUUCCAGGCUAGCUCCAGUACCCCAGCCAGCACCCCAACACAACCCCCAGCAGCAACCCCAUCCUCAGGCUCUACCCAGGGAGACCUGGACCUGUUCAGUGAGACUGGUGGUGGAGUUGGCAUUAAGGGGGAGGACACCGGGGCCAAGAAACACCUCUCCAAGGACUCCAUCCUGUCCCUGUAUGGGAACAGCAGUAUGCCUCAGAUGCCCCAGCACCAGCAGGCCCCGCCUGCUGGUAUAUACAUGAACCCCGCCCAGAUGCAGUUUCCAGUAGGCAUCCCCCAGCAGCAGGUCCCCACUGGCUACCAGGCCUUUCCUGGCAUGGGCACGGGCAUGCCCCCCACCACCGUCAUGGGUGCCAUGAUGGCUCAGAGCGGAGCCGCCAUGAUGGGACCCAACACAGGCAUGAUGGUUGGCAUGACGAUGCCCAACGGUUUCAUGGGACAAGCGCCUGCGGCCGGGAUGGUUGGCAUGGCUCCGAGGAUGAUGGGGGUACCCCAGGGGGGGAUGCCCGCGGGUAUGGUGCCCGCUCAGGGCAUGCAGGGGAUGUAUGCCGUCCAGCCUGGGCAGCAGGGCCAGUGGAACAUGGGACAGAUGAACCAGCAGAUGUCAGGGAUGAGUCUGAACGGUGCCGGAGGGGGCAUGGCCUUCGGUCAGCCUGCCUCCACCAUGGGAGGCUGGGCCGCUUCACCCUCCGGUCAGACACUCAGCACACAGCUCUGGAAGUGA
Molecule: messenger RNA, 777 nt
Organism: Coregonus clupeaformis (lake whitefish)
Lineage: Eukaryota; Metazoa; Chordata; Actinopteri; Salmoniformes; Salmonidae
Product: stromal membrane-associated protein 1-like
Exons: 3
Coding region: 1-777 (258 amino acids)
Biological process (GO): regulation of clathrin-dependent endocytosis
Molecular function (GO): GTPase activator activity
Source: RefSeq, a predicted model, not a curated record